Messenger RNA from Trypanosoma theileri, 1608 nucleotides. RefSeq lists its product as uncharacterized. Bases 1 to 1608 code for a protein of 535 amino acids. The record is from RefSeq and is a predicted model, not a curated record. Gene Ontology annotation, molecular function: protein binding. The transcript has a single exon. Lineage: Eukaryota; Euglenozoa; Kinetoplastea; Trypanosomatida; Trypanosomatidae.
AUGAAGGCAUCUUUGACUAGCAGUAAUCGAGCCAAUAUUCCAGCGGUGUGUCAAAUUAAAGGUUGCGGCACAGCAACACUUAUAUCACCUGGAAUUUUGCUUACCUCUAUUCAUGUUGUGAAGUCUGCAGAAGUAGCUGCUGAUCUCACCGCUGUCUUUUUUGAGGGAUCUAAUAAGAAAACAGUUGAGGUAAAACUGUUACCUCAAAAUUUAUUCUUUGCAGCUACAUAUCCAGAUUAUAUGGAUUACUGCAUUGUGGCUUGUGAACAGUAUGGUAUUUUUAACGUUACACCUGUUAAACUUCCUCUUAUUAAGAGUGAAUGGGCUCCUGUAAGAGAAGGUGAUACUAUCUUGGUAGUUCAACAUCCUAUAGUAGAUCGUAGUGGUGGAAAAGUAACAGAAGGAAAUGAUGGUGGUGAAAGUGAAGAGACUUCCUCAUUAGUUGAGGUGAAACGUUUUGAAGAAGUAAUGCGUUGUCGUGAUGAUGUAUUUUAUCUUAAAGCAAGUGGAAAUGUUUUAACUGCGGGUUGUCCAUCUUUUAAUGAUUGUGGUCAAUUAAUUGGUAUGCAAUCUCAAUUACGUCAGGAAACAGGAGGUGUUAUAAGUCGUGUUUUGUCUAUUGUUUCCAUUGUCAAACAUCUUUUUGCGAAUAAACAAUUAGGACGUAUUCGACAAGAACUCUCUUUUGAAGAUGUUUGGAGUACAUGGUAUGUGGAUAAUAAUGUUCCUCGCGUUAUAUUGAUUUUGGCCAAUUUUACAUCUCGUCCUAUUACAAGAGCAACAGCAGAGAAACUCUGUGAACUUACAUGUCAACCUAAUCUUUUAGAAAGUGUUCUCUCCUCUGGAGGUGUACAUUGUAUUCUUCUUACCCUAAAGACAUUUAAAGAAGAUGAAGAUAUGGUGUGUAAGUGUAUACGUGCCUUAUGGAAUCUCACCUUUGUAGAAGGAGCCUCACGACAACUUCUCUCAGAGGAAAAUAUGGUGGAAAUUAUUUUGGAUGCUAUUGAACAGUUUUCUGAAAAUGAAGAAAUUGCGGAGUAUGCCACUGUUCUUCUUCAUAAUAUUUCUACAGAUACAGAAGCAACGGAAUGUUUUGCCGGUCCACUUGGACACCGUGCACUUAUACUUGUUCAUGCCGCUAUGCAACGAUUUAAACAUACGAAUGUUCUGCAAAAAUUUGGAUUAAGUUUCUUCACUACACUUAUCUGCGCCAAUCCACAAAAUGCUGAAACUCUUGUGCAACUGCAUAUGAUUGAACAUGUUGCCUAUUUAGCAGAACAUAAACAAGAUCAGGUAUUUCUUAUGGAAGCUCUUAUGCAUUUUGUAGGGGAAUUAGCCCAACAUAAGAAUGCCAUUGAACUUUGUUUAGUCGAUGGUGGUCUUGUAGCUUCUGGUGGAAGUCAUAUUAUUGCCAUUCUCACUGGUCUUGUUAUUGAUAUUAUGUUAAAAUAUCAAGAGAUGGAUACAAUUCUAUUGCAAGGUAAUAGAGCACUGUGGGGAAUUGGAAAUGAUUUGGCCUGUCGAGUGGUGAUUUUACAACAUCCAAACAGUUAUGAAGCCUUAAAGCUUUCUUUACCAGCUUUAAUUUCAAAGGCAAGAGUGAUGUAG